AUGAAGGCAUUAAAGAGAGGCGCAUCUACGAUCGAGUUUGAGGCUGUAGAUCUGACUCAUGCAGACUAUGUAGAUCAACGAUUUAAUAUUCUGGAAGCACUUUCUGCCACUGGUCUGCGCUCCAUCCGUUAUGCCAAAGAAAUUGAACAUGCUUCUGAAAUUAUUGCUAAUGAUCUGUUGGAUGCUGCUGUUGAGUCAAUCAAGCGCAACGUUAUUCAUAACAAAGUUGAAAACAUUGUUCAAUCUCACAAAGGUGAUGCUUGUCAAGUCAUGUACCGUACUGUUGGGACUGAAAAGCGCUACGAUGUUAUUGAUCUAGAUCCGUAUGGCUCUGCAGCGCCUUUUCUAGAUGGUGCAGUUCAGUCAGUUUCCGACGGAGGUUUGCUUUGUAUAACAUGCACAGACAUGGCUGUACUUGCUGGUAGCCAACCAGAAAGUUGUUGGUCCAAAUAUGGAGGCAUUAAUAUUCCUGGAGCUCCUUAUACUCACGAAAUGGCAUUGAGAAUUCUUUUACACUCGAUUCAAUCUACUGCAGCUAAAUACCGCCGUACCAUUGAGCCAUUGUUGAGCUGCAGUAUUGAUUUCUAUGUCCGAGUUUUUGUUCGUGUUCGUGACUCUGCAGCUCUAGUUAAACAGGCAGCUAGCAAAACAUCAAUGGUGUUUCACUGUUCAGGCUGCAGGAGUUUUGUUUUGCAGCCUAUUGGCAAGUUGAAUCAAAAAGCAAAAGGCAUUCGCUAUGGCCCUGCAGUUGGGCCAUCUAUGGACAAAAUGUGUGUUCAUUGUGGAAGUAUUUGCCAUAUGGCAGGACCAUUUUACUCUGAUCCGAUCCACAAUCCCGAGUUUAUAGCGCGCAUGUUGGACCAUAUUAGCAAUGUAGGAUUGCACAAGUAUGGGACUCAUACUCGUAUGGCAGGCAUGCUUACUGUUCAGUUUGAGGAACUGCCCAUUCCUUUAUACUACACUCUUUCUACACUAGCAGGAGCGAUUCACUGUCAAUGUCCAGCCUUGAUUAAUUUCGUAUCUGCAGUGAUUCAUGCAGGAUACAAAGUAUCACAAUCGCAUGCAGCACAAGCAUCCAUCAAGACAGAUGCACCAGCAGAAGUGAUUUGGGAUAUUAUGCGUUGCUGGUGUAAGCAACAUCCACCUUCGGAGAAAAACAUGUCACCAAACUCUCCAGCACGAACACUUCUUGCGAUUGAACCCAAGAUUGUAGCCAACUUUGAGAAACACCCCAAAGCGAUUCCAGAUUCACGCAAGUAUCAACUAGUGCGACACCAAGAGAACCCAACAGCAAACUGGGGACCCAAAGUAAGAUUGACAUGA
This is a messenger RNA of Batrachochytrium dendrobatidis JAM81, 1323 nucleotides long. Its product is annotated as tRNA (guanine26-N2)-dimethyltransferase. The coding region runs from base 1 to 1323 and encodes 440 amino acids. Gene Ontology annotation, biological process: tRNA N2-guanine methylation. NCBI's taxonomy places the organism in Eukaryota, Fungi, Chytridiomycota, Chytridiomycetes, Rhizophydiales. Gene Ontology annotation, molecular function: tRNA (guanine(10)-N2)-methyltransferase activity; RNA binding. The record is from RefSeq and is a predicted model, not a curated record. The transcript has 9 exons. Gene Ontology annotation, cellular component: nucleus.